CUUUCAUCUGUCGUGUUUGAAAUGAAAACAUUGAGAACGGAGAAAUUUCUCUUCAAACAUCUUCUGUGCUGUUGGUAGUGUUCCACGGUUUCUGACGAUGGCAGGAUCUUCUGGACUUGGUGUUGAGGUGUUUGUAGACGCUCUGGACGAUGCGCCUUGGUGUCCGCACGGACCGACGCUACUGUUUGAACGGUUCUAUCAGGAGCGAGAAGCAAGGCGCUUCUUUGCAUGCUCGGCCCAUCGCAAGCGUAGCGGCUGCUCCUUCUUCCAAUGGGCAGAUGAAAAGGAAAGCUCCGCAAAGCGAGCGAUGCGCAUGGAAAUCUACCAGGCGUCGCGCACCGCAGAGGUUCCACACUCCACCCUCUACAGUGGCGUGAAAGCUGCACUGGAGAAGCCCACCAAGAUGGCAUCGGUGUGCGCCAACUGUGCAUGCACGGUCCCACAGAAGAAGGACCCGGCUCACAAGGGACACACUGUCGUGGAGAGCUUGCCACCUGCAGAUCUCCUUCGUCCGACUAAGUUUCUACCCGCAUUGGACGAUUCUAAAAGCAAUGCUCAAUACCUAUUCGCCGGAAAGGCAGUUAGCUGCAUCCUUGGUCAGCUUCACGGCCAAGGCAUCCGCCAUGUUGUCUGCAUCGGUGCGCCUCGCAUUCAUGAGGCGAUCACAUCUGCUCGCUUCUCCAAGCAAGCUCCUCUCAGCUCCAUGUCUAGUUUCUUGCUGGAUUGGGACCGGCGAUUUGCGUCUUUCUUCUCGCCAAGGGAACUUCAGCACUUCAACAUGUUCAACCACCAUUUCUUCAGUGGUGACACGGGUCUGGCGAGUCUGACGAAAUUUCUCGGCAAAGUGUCGAUGUCGGAAGUGGCUGUUGUAAUGGACCCGCCGUUUGGAGGACUUGCUCGGCCACUAGUGGCAUGCCUCGAAUGGCUGUAUGCCCUGGCUUUGGAACACUGUAAGGAUGCAGCAGAAAGCACAAAGGAAGCGCCACCUACGCUCAACAAAUCAGCCAGUUCUAAACGCCAGCUUGCCACUAUCUGGGUGUUUCCAUACUUCUUGGAGAGCCAAGUCGUGGAAACCAUGCCCAGCAUGAAGAUGAUGGAUUACAAGGUUGAUUACGACAACCAUCCCAUAUUCACCAGCAGUGGCAAAAAGAAAGCAGAGAAGCGCAAGUCGCCGGUCCGUCUUUUCACCAACAUCAAUGCCGGCUUGUUGGUGUUCCCUGCCGAGGAGGGCUACAGGCUCUGCAAACCAUGCCAGAAGUACGUUUCGGCUGAGAACCAGCAUUGCGGCAAGUGCCAUGCGUGCACAACAAAGCAUGGCCCCACAUACGUGCACUGUGAGGCGUGCAAAGCAUGUGUGAAACCAGGUCGCGUCCACUGUGUCACCUGCAAGCAGUGCUUGCCUGCGCAACACGACUGUACAGGAGGUGUCGCAGACUCGGAAGAAGGUUCCGCUGCCACCGCAAUGCCGGCAUGUCAUCGUUGCGGCAAGACUGGACACAAGCGUCGCCACUGUCCUGACGCUGACACGCAGUCAAGCAGACCCAGCGCAAAGAGAGUCAAGAAAUCAAAACGCUGACAUGUUAUGUUCAUGCUUUGGAAUCUAUCGCUGUGAGUUGAGGACCAGCAGCAUCAUGAGGCUCACGACCGGAUCUGCACCCCGUACUUAGUCGAGCAAUGGGACACCAACCCCUUGACUCAAUGCUGAUCAUUUCUGUAAGGUCAGCAAGUGCAACAACGUGUUACAAGUGAUCAUAGAAAGCCACUUGUUCAAUGACAUUGCGGCACACUAUGAGCUAACACUAUGCGUUGAGCAGGCGUUCCUGCCGUGAUGUCACACUGGUAGAGUGCUAUGGUCAUUUUGGGACAGCCUCACAGAGCUGGCACUCUGCUGUGGGCUUUGCGUUGUACCAAUGCCUCUGCUUCAUUGUCGCCAUGCGGACAAACAUGGCUUCUGCCAGUAUACUUCAGGUAUAUCUGCUAUUCAGUCAUGCCAGCGCUCUUUGUACUCGGCUCAUGGCUCUCGCCUGAAGCUGACGAGUUAAUUAAGCUACUAGUCAGUCUCUCCUUUCAGCCUCGCCCGAGCCCCAUGUCUUAUCGCAAUCACUAAGCAGUGAAUAGCAGCUUGGGACUGUGAAUGAAUGGUAUCUUGUCUUGCAGUUUUAAAAGUAGACAACACAUUUCGGUAUGUGGCUAUUUACCAUGCUACAGAUGCUAAGAAGAAAGUGCUAGUAAAUACAAACUGCUAAUCCUAGUAGUACUCUAGCGCAAUGACAGCAUUCUAUUGCUCGUAAAUUGUCUUUUCUGAGAAAUGAGCACUAGAAGUCUCCUAAUGUGACAUUGAAUAAUGUUCCUAAUCUUCACCAGGAAGCGUAUUGAUAUAUUAUUAUAGCGAUCAGGGUACGCAGGGCAACAAACAUUCUCUAAUCCCUACAGGAAAUUGUAACAAACUAGCAGAGUGCUUGGCUGUUCGAAGAAUCCUACAGCAAGUUAUUCAUUGCUCUGUGGCGGUGUGAUCUGUGUACACACAUUGCUAGUCUUUGAGAGAGAAAAAACAGAACAGAA
Messenger RNA from Sycon ciliatum, 2562 nucleotides. Its product is annotated as rRNA N6-adenosine-methyltransferase ZCCHC4-like. Gene Ontology annotation, cellular component: nucleolus; cytoplasm. Gene Ontology annotation, molecular function: zinc ion binding; rRNA (adenine-N6-)-methyltransferase activity; nucleic acid binding. The transcript has 12 exons. The record is from RefSeq and is a predicted model, not a curated record. Lineage: Eukaryota; Metazoa; Porifera; Calcarea; Leucosolenida; Sycettidae. Bases 98 to 1576 code for a protein of 492 amino acids. Gene Ontology annotation, biological process: rRNA methylation.